Messenger RNA from Dictyostelium purpureum, 1842 nucleotides. RefSeq lists its product as uncharacterized. Lineage: Eukaryota; Evosea; Eumycetozoa; Dictyosteliales; Dictyosteliaceae. Gene Ontology annotation, molecular function: metalloexopeptidase activity. Gene Ontology annotation, biological process: proteolysis. Bases 1 to 1842 code for a protein of 613 amino acids. The record is from RefSeq and is a predicted model, not a curated record. The transcript has 3 exons.
AUGAAUAAUAAAAUAAAAUUUUUUUUAUUUUUUUUUAUUUAUUUUAUUAUUUUUUUAAUAUCAUCCGAUUAUUAUAAGACCAACUUUAAUAAUAACAAUAAUAAUAAUAAUAACUUUGAGGGUGUAUAUUUAAAUAAUAAAAUCAAUAAUUUAAUUAAAAAUGUAAAUAAAUUAAUAGAAAUAGGGAAUUCAAAAUAUGUAUAUGAAGAAAGUAGAAGUUUAGCAAGAGAGUAUAUUAGGGACUAUUUAAUAGAUAAUGGUAUUGGAAAGGACAAUAUAGUUUGGAAUCAUUUUGAAUGGAAUGAAAGAUUCAGCGAAGGUAAAAACAUUACAACUACAACAUGGACUGGUAUUAAUAUUAUUGUUUGGAGUAAUAAUAGCCAAAUAGAAAAUAUCGAGGCAAAUCCCAUUAGAGUCGUAGCAACCAAUUAUGAUACAAAGAACUGGGGUCUAGAUAAAACAAGUGGUGCCCAUGAUAGCCUUUGUGCAACAGCAUUGUUAAUGGAAUUGAUAAUAGAGUUCAAUAAAACACCUGUUUCAAAACAAGUUCCCUAUAUGUUUAUAUUUUUCGAUCAAGAGAAACCAGGAUCUUUGGGAAGCAGAAGCUUUGUAAAUAAUUAUCGUCUAUCAAAAUAUUCAAAACAGUAUUCAUACAUGCUCAAUAUUGACGGUGUUGGUUAUCAUGGAGUCAAACCUAUAGUUCAAACUUUUCCCUACGAACAUCAGAAGAAAACUUUAUUCACUCCACGUUGGCUAGCAAAUGAAAUCGUAUCCUCUGCUUACUCUAUCAACUCAAUUGACGGUAUACAUUUAGGUAGUUCCAAUAUAGGUUUGUCAAUAAUGUAUCAAGCCCACAGAUAUCACUUACCAUCUGUGUCAUAUUUAGGUGACGAGGGUCCUUUCAUUUGGGCUGGAAUUGACUCCAUAUUAAUUACGGAUAUAGAUUACUUUUAUGACCAUCACAAUGAAAAAAUACCAACCCACAAUCAACUAUCAGAUCAAGCAGAUUUAUUGGAUUCAGACCAACUUAUUGAACUAUUUCUAAUAUUAUAUAAAUUUUUAAUUAAUACCUCCUCAUCAACAUCAACAAAAUUAAAUUUUAUCAAUCAUUUUUCAAACAACCCAAUCACAAAUUUAUUUAUUAAACUUUUUGAUAAAAUUACAAUGACAAUAUUUUCAGGAAUUGAUCAAUAUUUAUUUAUUGGUCCCUUACAAUUUGGAUAUUUUCAAUUAUUAUCAAUAAUCUUUUUUUUAUUAAAUUUAAUAUAUCUUACUACAUUUAAAGAAUAUAGAGAUUUAGUUUUUCAGUAUGAAAAAUUUAAAUACCAAAAAAGAAAAAGAAUUUAUAGGUUAAAAAAACAAAAUGAUCAACAGAAACAGUUUGAAUCAAAUAGUGAAAAAGAAGAUGAUGAAAAUAAUAAAGCCAAAAAUGACUUGGAAACAAUCAACACAACCAGCACUACAACUUCAACAUCAUUUUUUAAUUCAGGUCAUAGAAUCUUGUUUAUUCAUAUUUUAUUAUUGGCUAUAGUCUCACUUGGCGAUACUGUAUACUGCUUUGAAAUUUUAUUUCUCAGUUUCCUAUCACUAUUAACCUUAACAUACUACAAAUACAAUAUCAAUUUAAUUACCUCUUUUAUUUCAAGUGCAUUCUGUUCAAAUUUUAUUUAUAAAGAUAUAUCACAAACUUAUUCACUGGGUAGAAAAACAGGCAAUAGUUCUCAGGAAUUAUAUUUAAAUUUAUCAUUGGGUAUUUAUAUUGCACACACAAUUUUAAUUUUAAUCUAUGGUUAUGAUUAUGGUAAAAAAAAAUUAGAAAUAAACAAAUAUGAAAUAAACUAA